GCUGGGACGAGGACGACGACGACUCAAUAUACAUGGUCGGCCAAACAGCCUAAGUUGUGGAAACGACUCUGUAGAGCGGCAGAUGGCCGCAGGGGGCAGGAAGAUCAAACUCGGACAAUUUCUCGGUACUGCACCACCGAUGGGAUACAAAGAAUUUGCGGAGUUACCUGGAUGAGGCUGCACAACUUACACGCGCCGAAAUGGUCCAUUAUUGACGAUUUUUGGCUGGCAAUCGAUGCCAAUACCGAAGAAACCCUUACGCAUAGUAAGUUUCAUGUUUCAAGUCUUUUGGUUCUUCCCUUCUGUGUUCUUUCUCAAGUUGCAACUUUGACAUCGUUGUACUUCGCUGUGAUGUUCCCGAAUUUAUUUCCCUCACGCGGCUGUUCUGUGGUCUUGCGCAUGCCCACUAUUAUAUUCAUAUUUGCCUCAUAGUAUUGUGCAUACGACAAGACCUCCAGCUUUCAUGCCCUGUAUGUCCUUGGAAG
Mollisia scopiformis is the source of this 485-nucleotide messenger RNA. RefSeq lists its product as uncharacterized. Lineage: Eukaryota; Fungi; Ascomycota; Leotiomycetes; Helotiales; Mollisiaceae. Bases 172 to 432 code for a protein of 86 amino acids. The transcript is spliced from 2 exons. The record is from RefSeq and is a predicted model, not a curated record.